This is a messenger RNA of Verticillium dahliae VdLs.17, 2040 nucleotides long. Its product is annotated as HET domain-containing protein. The transcript has a single exon. NCBI's taxonomy places the organism in Eukaryota, Fungi, Ascomycota, Sordariomycetes, Glomerellales, Plectosphaerellaceae. The coding region runs from base 1 to 2040 and encodes 679 amino acids. The record is from RefSeq and is a predicted model, not a curated record.
AUGUUCCAUCACCGUCCUCUGUCCGAGGCUCGACGUGAAAUCAGACUCCUCCGCUUCGUGGCGGCUCCGUCUUCGGGAUCCUUCCCUGAUGAAGCCCCCAUCGCCCUUGAGCUCUGCCAUGUUUCCCUCGACGAGAGUCCCGACUACGGAGCCCUCUCCUACGUCUGGGGUGACAUGCGCGAGACGCUCGAGGCCACCGUCGACGGCAGACCAUACGCCAUCGGUCGUAAUCUGCACGGGCUCUUCCUCCAGCUGCGUCGCCAGAACGUCACCUCGUGGCUCUGGACAGACGCCAUCUGCAUCAACCAGACCGACGCCAACGAGAAACGGUGGCAGAUCGGCCUCAUGCGUACCGUCUAUGUCCAAGCUGCCGUCGUUCACCUCUGGCUGGGGCCAGGCAACGCCAACACGGAUGCGGCCCUCGACGCCCUCGCGCACCUCGGUCAGGCAGCCGAGGCAUGUGGUGCACCAGCAUUGUUGCUCCAAGUCGGCAGGGCAGGUGAAGUGGCAGAUAUCAUCAAGAAUCGCCUCGAAAUCCCCGACUCCCCAAGCAACCUCGGCAGUACCAACGAGGAGCAUGCCGUGGCAUCCUUCUACCAGACGCUCCUUGCAGACCCCGACAUGUACGCAGACGAAGCAACAGGCGAGCCCACGCCCACGCAACGCGGCAUCCAGGACAUGCUCGAGCGAGACUACUGGACGCGCAUGUGGAUCAUCCAAGAAGUCACGGUACCCCGUCACGCCGUCAUCGCCUGCGGCAACGCCACGCUGUCUCUGCCUCUAUUCAACGCCGCCCUCGGCGUCAUCUGGGCCUGCAAACGCACCUUUCGUCCCGCCCUGCCGCGCUACCGAGCCUUUGCCGCCGCCAUCGACGAGCAGAUGCUCGACGUCCGCGCCCUCAACACCCGCUCCGACUAUCACGCAGGCGUGUCCCUGAUGCUGCUCGACAUUCUGUACAUUCGCGACCCGGCGCCGGGGAGGCCCUACUACGCCGUGACGGACCCGCGAGAUGUCGUCUUCGCCAUUCUCGGCAUCGUCUCGGAUGGAGAGGCCCUCGGCCUACAGGUCGACUACACAAAGACGCGUGCCCAAGUCUUCGCCAUGCUGACGAGGGCCCUCAUCAUGCACGGCGACUCGGCGUACGGCAGCUUCGGCCUCGACUCUGUGGUGCCGAGGGCGGCAGCAUCUGAUGAUUUGCCGUCUUGGGUCGUUGACUGGCAGGCCAUGGGCAUGCGUGGAACCCCUCAAAAGGCCGUCCGACACCAGGGGCUGUUCGGUGGGUGGUGCGACGCCACACGAGGCGGGCCAGGUCAGGAGGGAACAGAGCAACCAGGAGACGCCGACAGCGGGCUAUUGCGCCAGGGCGGAUGCCGCGUCGACGUCGUUGCCGAGGUGCUGAGCCCCCCGGCGGGCAGGCCCUGCAACAAGUGCACGCCGCCUGAGCUCUGCGAACUGUGUCACCCCGAUCUCGACUGGUCCGCCGUCGAGGCGUUCGCCCGCCUCGACGAGGCGUCGAAACCGAAUCCCGACUGGGGCGCCACCGUGUCGGCCCUCGCUACAGCCGUCACGGCCAUGGACCCCGUGUCGGUGGAGCACAUGGCCCGCAUAGAGGAGCCCAAGGUGUUCCGGCUCGUCAGCAGGAUGCUGCUCGCCCAUCCGAUCGCUGCCGAUGCCCUCGACGACACAGAGGCCGCCCUGUUCCGGGACGACAUUUACGGCUACUGGCGCUCGGCGCCCGCGGAGGCGGCCCUGACGGACGAGAACAUUGCCGAGUUUGCAGAUGCGUUGCGGCGGCAUUGGGCGGCGUGUCUGCGCGGGCGGACCUUUUUCUGGACAGAAGGCGGCCGCCUCGGCAUCUGCUGGGCCGGCGUGCAAGCCGGCGACGUCUUGUCGCUUGUUUGGAAUGCGCCGGCGCCGGUCGUGCUGGGGCAGAGGCAUGGUGGUGGUUUUGUGUUCAAGGGGGAUUCGUACGUGGCUGGGAUUAUGGAGGGGGAGUUUCUAGAGGAGGAACCUCCGCAUGAGGUGUUUGAUAUCUACUGA